GGAAAACCCGCAUCAUUCUUACAAGUUCUACCAGGAUCUAGCCAUGGAGACACUUAGCACAGUGGACGCAGGCAGUAGCGGACUACUAGUACUAGUAGGGUCGAAACCCACCGCGGCCCCUCAUCUUACGAACUCCGGGUCCCCCGCAACAACUCCGCCGUCGCUAGAGACACUGCCCGUGGAGCUACAGUGUCUAAUUCUGUGCAAUGCACCGGACCUCGCGUCGCUCAGCGCGCUCAUUCAUGCCUCGCCCGAGCUACAUCGCACUUAUGUCGAGCAUCGAAGGAGGGUGUUACGACACCUCAUUACACAGCUCUUGGAUGGAAUGCGUGUUGACGUACUUGCUGCGUAUCACUCAGGAACAGAGGAAUUCCAAAACACGCGUACGGAGCCUCUCCUCAGGGCUUUCGUCGAGGAGCAGCAAGCAAUACAUUUUACAGAUCCACCAACGUCACCGCCAGCUAGUGACUGGACCGCAGAGCUGCCUCUAGACGCGUGCAUCUCUAUACUCCGCUUCCACGCCUCCGUCAUCGAGCCGCUGACAGAAGCGUUUGCGCGCUGGGCGCUGGACACGCUACCGUCAAAGGCAGAGAACGAAGCCAGCAAGUCCGCCUCUCUUAGUGAAACGGAGCGAUGCCGGAUUCAACGCGCAUUCUAUCGGAUGCAGAUGUUCUGCAAUGUAUGUGGCUCACGGGAAUGUGGACGAAGAGCCAAACUGGGACUCAACACCACCGACCGCCGCGUUCGUAUUCUUAACAUGUUUCCGGCGUGGGAAGUUGAGGAGAUUCUAAGCAUACAUGACUUUGCCAAGGAUUAUUACAGAAUUCUUUUUAAACAGGUAGCCCGGGAUCUGAACGAGGAGCGGAAUCCGAAAUAUAGGCACAUUGAUAAGACCUCUGUCCAUGCGCAGCUGAACUUGGUCACGGAGCUGCCUGGUGGGUACACAAGGGUCCACGACAGAUCUCAGAAUACGAUGCUGAACCACGGGCUACAUCUCCUAGCCAACAUCUCCAAGAUCAAAAGCCGUGAACAGCUAGUGGAGAUCGUACUCACCGAAAUUACCUCAAGAGAGGACUCGCUCGGAGCCUAUGAUUUUGAGACCGAGGGAUGGCUGGAUGAGUUUCUUUAUAUGGGUAUGCUUCAAAAUAGGAGACGUACAGUGCGGCCUAACCUCUACGACUCUGCCCAAGAUUGCAGGCAGAAGACACCAUUUCACGGGGACAAUCCCGGCUGUCCGCCACUUGCCUGGAUUCUCUUCUGGCAGGGCGAGUAUAGCAAUCUUUUUGGCGUCUUCAUACCAGACGAGCUCCGUCGCUGGGGCUACAUCAUGUGGGACGCCGUCCGGCUGGACUCGGAUGCUAGGGAUGCUAUUGAGCGUACCUGGAAAUAUGUAGUCGACCACUGUGGUGCAGACCCAAGAGUGUAUGACCGGAGCUCACGUGUUGUCGAUUCGCCAACGUCGCCUUGAUGGUAUUAGCGACGAUCUCACGCAGCUGCUUACCUAGGUAUGCAAGGGAUAAUGAACUACAUCCAUAUCCGUGAACAAA
Diaporthe batatas is the source of this 1547-nucleotide messenger RNA. RefSeq lists its product as uncharacterized. The transcript is spliced from 2 exons. The record is from RefSeq and is a predicted model, not a curated record. Lineage: Eukaryota; Fungi; Ascomycota; Sordariomycetes; Diaporthales; Diaporthaceae. The coding region runs from base 44 to 1468 and encodes 474 amino acids.